AUGGAUUUGGAUGAAGAUCCGGAUCCAGAAAUGCCACCUUCUGGGACGCUUACGCAUCCCAUAGAUAUAUCAAGCGGUUCUUCCUUUGUAGGAUCUCCAUAUAAAGGUCCCGAUGAAUAUAAUGAAUGGUGGGGGCAAUGGAAAUUUGCAAACACCCCUUCAUACCACAACACCCCACCACAACCUCCAUUAGAGGAACCGCACUUUGAAGCGGUGACUCCACCACCACUACCAGCUGAAGAACCACCUCAGCCACCUCCCGAGCCACCAAGACGGAGGAGAAACGCACGCAUAUCUGUGCGAGGGGGACCAAGAUUUAGCUCCCCUCAAGCUUCUAGCAACUACCCUCUGAUCCCUGAAGAUCCACAAAUGGGUGGACCUUCACAUGUUGUGCCGGAAAUCGACGUUACACCGGCCACCUUUGCACCAUCGCCACCUCCAAUGGGUUAUGAAAACCCAAUACCUACCUACCCAGGUCCGACUGGGUAUAACCUGUUUGAGCCACAAGCUCCUACUGGUUACAAUUAUCAACCUCCUACUUACGACCUAUACAUCGAAGCAGUCAAUUAUAACGCCCUCUAUCCUUCGCCGUUUCCACCUGCAUACCCAACUGGGUAUCCUGUUCAAGGGUAUAAUACCCUCCACCUCAACCCCAGCCGUAACCUCAACCACCACAACAACAAGAAAUCUUGCAAAGGGUGCAAGAAGUGGAACGUAGGGUGGAUAGAGGUGAAAGGAACACCAAUAAGUUCUUUAAAAGACUUGUAA
This is a messenger RNA of Helianthus annuus (common sunflower), 768 nucleotides long. RefSeq names its product leucine-rich repeat extensin-like protein 2. NCBI's taxonomy places the organism in Eukaryota, Viridiplantae, Streptophyta, Magnoliopsida, Asterales, Asteraceae. The coding region runs from base 1 to 768 and encodes 255 amino acids. The record is from RefSeq and is a predicted model, not a curated record. The transcript has a single exon.